This is a messenger RNA of Scatophagus argus, 10354 nucleotides long. Its product is annotated as myomegalin-like. Lineage: Eukaryota; Metazoa; Chordata; Actinopteri; Scatophagidae. Gene Ontology annotation, cellular component: microtubule organizing center; nucleus. Bases 130 to 7542 code for a protein of 2470 amino acids. The record is from RefSeq and is a predicted model, not a curated record. The transcript has 41 exons. Gene Ontology annotation, molecular function: zinc ion binding.
CACUUAUUGUGUACUUAUUGUGCAGCCUGGAUGUUAUGCUCUUUUGUGUUUACAUGGGAUCAAAUUAUUCUUAAGGAUUCACACGUCCUCAAGUUAGAGUAGGCACCUUAAUAGCUAUACGCUUGUGGAAUGCUUGAUUUGAAGAUGAAGGAGACGUGUCGCAUCUGUGGACGGGAGCUCUGCGGUAACCAAAGGCGAUGGAUCUUUCACCCCACUGCCAAGCUCAACCUGCAGGUGCUGCUGUCACAUGCCCUCGGGCGUGAGCUGACCCGGGAUGGCAGAGGAGAGUUUGCCUGCUCCAAGUGCACCUUCAUGCUAGACCGCAUGUAUCGCUUCGACACAGUGAUCGCCCGCGUGGAAGCCCUGUCCAUCGAAAGGCUGCAGCGGCUCCUGCAGGAGAAACAUCGGCUGAGGCAGUGCAUCGGUGGGCUCUACCGCAAAACAAAUUCAGAAGAGGGUGCUGUAACAUUAGCCGGAGUUAAUGAAGGACCAGGGGAUGGGAUGGUGGACAUUUCAGGUCUCACUCAUGCAAAGUACUGCGCUCUGCUCCAAGAUGACCUGGUCUACUCUUUGUAUGAGUCCUGGGCUGAUGACAGUCUGGACUGUCCCCACCACCACCCUCAGUGUCCUGGUGGUCCAGGGUCAGAGGCAACAAUCACAGGCUCACAUCGCUGUGUUGCCAGCACUCCCAGGAAGUGUCGGGGAUGUUCCUACUUACGGGUGGCAGACUCUGACUAUGAAGCUGUUUGCAAAGUGCCCAGAAAGCUGGCACGGAGUAUUUCCUGUGGCCCAUCAACCAGAUAUUCAGCCAGUAUUAUUGUAGGGAGUGUGACUGGGGGAGUGGGAGGAGGUGGGGAAGAGAAAAGAGAAAAUGUGGAGGAGUCAGAAGAAGCCCCCUCCUCUCUAACUCUGGUCCCUGGUUCUCAGGACCCCUCGAGGACAUCAGACAGCGAUCGCACCCUGGCUGGACGAGCCAGCUCCAGCCCAUCAAUAGCUUCCUUAGAGACAACUGAAGAAUAUAUUCAGCCUGGGGCCAUUGCAGAUGGGCCGCUUAGCUCCCCCAGGGAACCAAUAGAUGAUCGAAUAUCUGACUCCUUCUCUGAAGACCACAUGGGAAACCCACAUGACCAAGCCUCACCUGGACCCAGCCUCUCUUUAGCCCUCUGUUUGCUGCAGAGCUAUGCUGUCCACCGACCAGUCCGGAGCUCUAAGGGGAGCAAAUUGCCAGUGCUGCUUCGCAGGAGCUCUAGCAAUGGAGGGGUGAGAGUGGACUCCCCUGAUCCAGUUCUGGGAGUGUCUUAUGGAGCUCCAGAUAGAGAAAGAAACAACCACAUGCCAGCAUCUGAGAUGGAGAGCCCUCGAAUCAGGCUAGAUGUUGGACUUGAUCAGGUGCCGAACCUGGCUGACAUGGAAGAUUUAUUGGAAGAUUUGUACAAAGAAUAUCCUCCCCCGCCUCCCCACCAGAGCCUUGUUGAGGAGCAGCAGAGUCAACUGAACCAGUAUGAGUGUGCGGCUGGUCAGUGUGUCAGUGAGCUGCAGAAGGCCCAGCUCCAGGUCCAGUCCUUGCAGGCCAAGAUCCAGGAGAGCGAGGCCAACAACAUGAAGCUGCAGGAGAAGUUGAAUGAGAUGGAGUCUGAGCUGCGUUCAAUCCGUCAGGCUGCUCAGAGUCAGGAAAGAACCAUUCAGGGUCUCACAGAGUCCAACAACACCAAAGACCGUGAGGCCCAGGAGCUGUACGAGCUGAUUGAUGGGCAGAACACCAUGCUGUGUAAGCUGAGAGAAAUGGCCCACCGCAACCAGCUUGCUCAAUGCAAGGCUCCAGAGGGGGUCAGCGAAUCCUUGACGCUCGCCCAGCUGCAGGGCGAGCUGGUGGGGGUGCAGAGCUCCCUAUUCUCCCUUGGUCUAGAGCUGGAAGCCAGCCAAAGGAGUCUGAGACAGAGUCAGAGGCAAGGAGAUGACCUGAUGAGGUUCAAGGACAGACUCAACUCUGAUCUACAGGAGGUACUGCAGCACAGGGAGGUCACUGAAAAACACAACCAGGACCUUCGUUGUGCUCUUCAGAAGACUCGCUCUGAGCUUCAGGCUAAAGAAGCAGCUCUGAAGGAAAGCGAGGCAGAGAGACACGCUGUGGUGCAGGAAAAAGACAGGAACGUCGCACAGCUCAAACGCUCUCUGCAGGACAAGGAGCAACAGUUACAGGAGUACUCAGAGAUGUUGGAGUCAGCAGGAAGCUCCAAACCAAGAGAUGCCCUGCUAGAGAAACUAAGAGAGCGUAUUAAAGAAAGAGACAGAGCUCUGGAGCGUUCGAUCGAUGACAAAUUCCACUCUGUGGAGGAGCUGGAGGGUCAGGUGAGGAGGCUGCAGCUGGCCCUCAGGGAGAAGGAACGAGACCUGGAGAGACUCCGCUGCAUCCUGUCCAACAAUGAGGAGACCAUCACGAGUCUGGACGCCUUGGUGCGCGGUAAAGAACUGGAGCUGGAGCAGGCUGCAGAGGCCUACAGGAACCUCCAGUGGCUGAAGCAGCAGAGUGAGGAGAAGGAGAGGCAUACGCUGAGAGAGAAGGACACCAUCAUCAGCCAAUUACAGGCAGCUCUACAGACACGCAGCCAGGAGACACAGGAUCUGACAGGUGCCCUCGUUGCCAGAGUUCAGGCAGGUCCUACUGAGGUCGUAGAGGAGCUGAAGGCUCGGCUGGCACUGAAAGAGAAGUUGUUCCAGGAGCUGCUGUCUGACCGCAGUCGCCAGUCUAAUGAACACCAAGCACAGGUCCAAGACAUGCUAAACACGCUCAGCUCCAAAGACCAGUAUCUGCAGGACUACUCUUACAGGCUCUCCCUUGUGAUAAGCGAGCAGACCAGCCAGCUGCAGGAGCUCCGCAGACAACUGUCACUGAGAGAGCAGGAGCUGUGCGAGCUGAAACGGGACAAGGAGAGAGAGAUGGGAGGAGAGACGGAGCAUCUGCAGAGCCUGCUUAAAGAGAAAGAAGCCUUUAUCAAGGAACUGAUGCAGGGCCAAGAGGAGGUGAUGCAGCCGUUUUCUAAAGAGAGCGAGGCAGAAAUGAGGGCUAUGCAGGAGGAGUUGCAACUGGUACUGAAGAAGGAGAGAGAGGCUCAGACGGAGCUCUCUGCUCUGCGUUUGUCUUUGGCUCACCAGCAGGUCACACCAGCGAACACUAAGGACAAUUCUGAUCACCAAUGUGUGCUGGAGCAGCUUGUGUCAGAGUACAACAAGCUGAACGAAGCCCUGAAGGCGGAGAAGAGAUUAUACCAAAAUCUUGUGCAGAUUCACACCAAGAGUGACAGCUCAGAGAAGGUCCAGGCUCUCCACACUGAGCUAGACUCAGUUCAGGCUCUCCGUCGACAGCUGGAGGAGGUCCUGGCCAGGACCCGUAACAUAGCCCUGGUGCUGGAAAGGGAGGCUAAAAAGCAGCCUGACUUAGGAGAGCUCAGCACAGAGGAAGAAGAGGAGGAGGAGGAGGGAGACGAUGAAGAUGUCAGCAGUGACGAGUUCACAGACAGCAUAGAGGAAGAUGAUGAUAAAUUGACAGGCAGAAAUUUGGCCUCCAUUCAGGCUCGUGGACCGGAGUGUGUGACCGGCACACCUCUGAGGGGAGCUGAUGUAAAACAGCUUGAGGAAGCAAAGAAGACCCUUGAAAAUCAGCUUCAAGAAAUAUGUUUACAACUUGAGAGGGAUGGAUACACCACCGUGGCUCAGAUGAGGAGCGCACUGCAGAGGCUGCAGCAGGAGAACCAGGCCCUGAAAGAAAGCUGUGAAGUUGUGGGACUGAGGACAAACACAAAGAAGAAUCUGAAGAGCCUAAUCCAGGAAGAGGAAGACGAAGAGGAGGAGGACGAGGAGGAGGAAGAACAGGAGGAGGAGGAUACAGAGGAAGAAGAAGAAGAAGAAGAAGGGGAGGAAACACCUCCACAGCUUGUGGGGAAGCGAGGUCCUCCGUGUGUUAGCCUGAGUGACGAGCGAGGGAAGAGGCAGUGCAUGAGACCUCUGACGACCCAUCAUCACAGGCACCAGCCUGAGACGGAGGUGGAGCCAGCUGGUGGUAGCAGCGAGGUGGGAGAACUGUGGCAGGAUAUAGAGGAAGGUCUCCGUGAGCAGGCGGCCCGUCUGAGCUCUGAUCUGUCUCUGAGCCACCAAGAGAACAGAGAGCUGCAGGAAAGACUGAUGGUGUCUGAGGCAACAGUCCACGCUCAGGCUGAACAGCUGAAGGACUACAGAGACCUGCUCACAGAGACAUCAGUCCAGCAGGCCAGUAAGCAGGUUCAGGUGGACCUCCAGGACUUGGGUUAUGAGACUUGUGGUCGCAGUGAGAACGAAGCUGAGAGAGAAGACACCAGCAGCCCAGAGUUUGAUGACCUGGAGAUGUGCACAUCACUGUCUCAUCACCAAGUCUACGAGGGUGGAGGUGGCAGCUGGUACGCUGGUAACUGCAGCAGUAACCAAGGUGCUUAUGAAAUGAGGGGUGAGUCAGCCUCUCUGCAACAUCUGGUCCAGGAUCUCCGCUCACAGCUGACCCGCUGCCACAAAGUGAUCCGUGGGCUGCAGCUGCGUGUCCGCUCGCUAUCCGCCACCAGCGACUACGCCUCCAGCCUAGAGCGCACCCCACGCAAGGUAAACUGGGCCUUUGAGACAUCACCGGCCCCCAGUGGUGUGGAAGAGGAUGAAGGCUGGAUGUCUGACACCCAGGGGAUUCACUCAGGGUCCAAGCCCAGCAGGGAACUGCAAGAACUGAUGGCACGAGUUGAGUCACUGGAGGCCCAACUGAAGAGCUCCAGACGUGAGGGCAAAGGCCAAGCAGAGGAGGAGAAAUGUGCCACCUGGCCUGGCAAGUACAACUCUCUGAUCCAGACACAAGCUCGUGAGCUGUCCCACCUGAGGCAGAGGAUGAGAGAGGGGCAAGGAGUCUGCCAUAUCCUCACCCAGAACCUGGGUGACACCACCAAGGCAUUUGAGGAGCUGCUACGUGCCAAUGAUAUUGAUUACUACAUGGGUCAGAGCUUCAGAGAGCAGCUGGCACAGAACACUGCCCUGGCACAAAGAGUGGUCGCCAAAAUCAGUGGACGUGAUCGUGCAGAAAGCCACAAUGACAAGACAGGCCAUGAGCUGCUUGCCCUGCAGCUGAGCAAGGAGCUCCAGCAGAAAGAUAAAAUCAUAGAGUCACUCCACACCAAGCUGCAGCAGCGUCCAGAGACUCCAUCCAGCUGCCACGCUCUCUCUGAGACCACAGACCAAUCCGACAGAACCUCCCUGGUGUCUGAUGAGUACAGAACCAAUGAAGACUUAGAGCUGUGCUCUGAAUUAGACGCCAGAGAAUAUCAGGAGGAGCACCGGCAGCAGCAGCCAGGACACGGAUCAGGACAAGACGUCCCUCCAUCUGUCUGUCUUCCUCAUGGCUUCCUCAAGUCCUCCAGUAGCUGUCCCAACAUGCUUUGCUCUGCCCGUGUGGGUUUGACCAAUCAGUCCUCCAGAGCCCUUUUCAGUGAGCCUGUCUCCUUCUCCCUCUCUGCCCCCUCUGGCCCUGAUGUCUGGGGUGUGGAAGUCACUUCUGACCCCCGGCCCAGGGCCCUGUCUGUGAUCGCAGUUCGCCCAGAGCUGGACACGCUGUACAAAAAGAUGAAUGAGCAGAACAGGGACUUUGCAGUCCCCGAUGAUAAACCUCUGUUCACUCUACCACCUGGUGCCCACAACCAGCACAACCUCUCCAGCUACAGCCAGCUAUCCCAUCAUGCCUUUCAACAGUAUCAGCUGGGUGGCAUUCCAGACAGCCACUCACUGAAGUGCGAUUCAGGUCCAGUGACAGGAGGGACUUUGUGGGACAUGGACAACAUGGUUCAGCCGGCUGGAAGCUUUUCUGAAUCACCCGGACACCAGCAAGGAGGCAACCAUGCAGGGGUGAAUUUCAUUGAGGAACACUUGCGGGAGGUGAGGUGUCUCCGUCAGCGUCUGGAGGAGUCCAUUAGGACCAAUGAGAGACUGCGACAGCAGCUGGAAGAGAAACUGUCCACCGCUGGGCGUGAUGGAGGGGCUCCAACAAACAUCUACAUUCAGGGGCUGGACACGGUCACUCAACUGUCCAAUGAGAUCAGAGUCCUGAAGGAAGAGAACUUGGGUCUACAGUCACGCCUGCAGGCCAGCACAGACACGUGUGAGGAGGUGGUGCAGUUGCGUGAGGCUGUGUUUACAGCACGUGCCCGCCUGAAACAAGCAGAGCUGGAGGCAGAGCAGUGGAAGGAAGAGCUAAGACGACUUCAGGCUCACAGUCAGGAGCAGGGACAGCAGAUACACACAUUAAGGCAGGAACGGCAGGCCAGUCAGGAGAAAACUAACAGGCUCCAGCAUGAGGUGUCUCUACUGCAGCAGCAGCUCUGUGAAGGCAGGGAGCUCAUCCACUCCCUGCAGAGUGAACUACAAGUGUAUGAUCGAGUGUGUUCCGGCACAAAGGCCAACAAAGGCUACCUGUGUGAGCUCCCGGGUCUACCGGUGGAGCUGGGAGAGCUGCUUGCUGAGGUGAGGAGUCUGCGAGCUCAGUUGCAAAACAGUGUCCAGGAGAACAGCGCCCUCAAACAACUGGAGCUCCACAAGCAGCUGGAGCAGAAGCUUGGUGUCGGCUCUCCUCGGACUCCCUCCCUGUCUGCCCUCACUGCCAGCCCUCAAAGAGAAAACUUCUACAGGCGACAGCUGCUACACGACCCAGCUCCGUCUCCACCGGUCAGGGACAUUGGACUGUUUAACUGUGGAUCUCCCGGUCCUCCCUACUCCGACCUGGACGACAGCCAUAGCACUGCCAAUGUAGACCCUCUUGACCCUCACUCUGAGCUGGAGGGGGAGGCCCCCGAUGGAUCGUUUGCAAACCGCAACGGCCGCCACACCAUCGGUCACGUGGAUGACUUCAGUGCUCUUCAGCAGCAGGUCUUAGAGGGCCGAAGCCUUGUCCAGCGCAUGGAGACAACCCUGCAGGCCUGCCUUGGCCCAUCACUGCUGGAGGGCAACCGGAGACAGAGCAAUGAGCUGGUCCUGGACUACGGGUGUGUGAAGAGUCUGCUGUCCAGCACCAAGACUUUGAGGCAGAUUCUGGAGGAGGCGAUGUCUCUACUGAAGAUGUUCUGGAGAGCAGCUCUGCCCAGCACCGAUCCCUCCAUCCAAAACCUUAAGAAGGAGCAGUGUAUGCAGGAGGAGAUCUUGUCCCUGAAACUGCGUAUAUCAGAGCAGGAAGAAGUGCUUAAAGGGACAAUUCAAAGACUGAGGAGCACCAGCCGCACCAAGGAGAAUAUGGAGCACUUCAUAGUCAACCAAUUGUCAAGGACUCGUGAUGUGCUGAAGAAAGCAAGGACAAAUUUAGAGAAGAAUGAGCUGAGACUUUCUUCUCUAAGCUCCUCCUCUUCCUCUCCUUAUGCUGCUGAGGACCCAGGAGGUAUUGCCAGAGAGCGGCCUGCUGAUGGCAGUUUCCUGAAGACUGGCGGUGCUUCGGGAGCUGCAGCCAAUCAACGUCCAGCUGCAAGGAAGCGCAGCAGCCAAUGCCUGCUUUAGACUAUUACAGAACCAGCCUCAAUGCCACCACCUCUGACCUCUAUGCUGAAAUAGCCAAGACCCACCACCCCCCACCUUUCCUCCAGCCCGUCACCCAAGCCUUUUCUGUCCCACCUAACCUCCGCCUUAACCUCAGUCCAGCCUUGAAAGUGUUUCCAUCCUUCCAUCCACCAGGCCGUAUAUGUGCACAAUAUAAUCUGCACCUUGAGCCUUACCCUCUCCCCGUCACCCAUUGCUCUCUAACCUCUCCCACCACAUGCACUAUUGUCUUUGAGUGAUAAAGUCAGCAGUUUUUCCUUGUCGAGUGUGUGACAGAUGAAAGGGUUUGAAAUGUGCCUCUGGUGGUUUCAGUGAUGUGCGUCCUAAUGAUGGAGCUGGUCAAAGAUGCUCCUGGACACUGAUCUCAGACCAGGUGUUUGUUUUCAUAAAGGCAGUUUGGUUUCAGGGGCUGUAUUACAGAAACUUUGAGCACCAUUGUACCAGAUUUGGAAAAUUAAAAAAUAACCACGGACUUGUGAGAACUUAACUUGCUAGUUACAAUAUAAAGUUUCUCUAAAACACUCCCAGAUCUUUCUCUAAGAGCAUCUAAGAGCCUAUGCUGAGAACCAGACAGUCUGAGGACGGAAGAGAUGUUCAUGCAUGUUUAAUCGUGGCUUGUGUGAGGAAGUCUGCACACACGCACACACAUAUGUGUGGUUGAAAAUGGCUCACUCAGAGACAAGACAUCCUCAACUCUGACUGCCGCAGAAAUGCAAGUUUACUUCUUGUGGCUCUUUUAUUGACAAGAUUUUUUUGCAAAUGCAAUGCAAAGAACAGUGACACCCAUGAUGUAUCACUACACACAGUGGAGGAAUGUAGAGGAGGUACGUGGUCGCUGCUCAGUAGUCGUGUACUAGUUGUAACUGUAUUUGUGGAGGAAGCUUAUGAAUGGUAUGUCAGCCAUCUGCCAAGGGUUAUGAAUAGCAAAACAAAAGCCACAGAAAGGUUCCAUUUUAGUCACAAGCCUCCUCUUUUAGGUCCUAAUGGUGCAUCUGGCUACUGAAUUUGAAGUACUGAAAAAGUCAAAUGCAGGGGAGAGGGGUCAAUUCAAUGCUCAAGGCUUUGAUCGGUUUGAUUGGGAUGUAGAAAAUGUAAAAAACAAAAAAGAGGUUAAAGUGCUCAAAUGGAACCAGGCUAAACACGCGUAUUCAAGCUCCUCUGUAGGAGUUCUCAUACGAGCAUGUGCAAUAAUGAUGUUUAUUGAAUGAUCAUGCUGCAGUGGGUUAUUAUUAUUUCAUUGCUUGACACUGGGUUAUUAGUCACACUCAUAAUAAAGUUAGAACACAAUCAGUAUUACGAUUGUAUGUUAUAUCUGGAGUGUUGAUGCAUGUCAGAGAUUGUGAAUGGUCAAAUCUAAGCUAUGGAACAGGGGAUUGCCAAUACUUGCCAAAGUUUGAACUCUUUACUUUCACUUUGACUUGCCUUAUCCAUGCGAAUGACAAACCCGGGUCUGAUCAGACCGCAGGGAUAUAGAGGUGCCCUGUUUUUUUUUCAAGGGCCUCCAGAACCACAGAGAUGGUAACCGUUAGACAGCUGGUUGCGUUUAUUUCCAAUUGUGCGACAGAAAUUAGCUCCUUUUCAGGACCAAAAUUCAACUCAGAGUGGAUUUUUCCCACAAGGCUGUAUGUUGUUGUCUUUGUGUUAUUCCUCUUGGUUCAGGUUGUCUUAGCAUUCCCAUGGCCAUGGCAAAAUAUAGGUUAUCAAGUUCUUACAGAUGAUGCAAACUUUGGUGUGCUACUGGUAGGAUCAUUGUUCUGUAAUUCACUCACAACAGCUCUGCUUCACAUUUAAUUUGUUUUCUUGCUGUACAUUUGCCAUGUUAUACUGUAAAUAACCUGUGUGAAUUUUCCUGUAUGAAUGAGUGUGCAUGUGUGUGUGUGAACGAGUGUGUGUGCCUGAGUGUGAACAUCCAACAUUUGCUUUUUGCAAAGUUGAUUUUCUGGGUAGCUGUGCAAUAGUGUUAUAUUUUUAAUUUUGAUGUUAAACAUUGUUGUGUUUGAAGUAUGUUUGCUACAUUCACUUCUUGCAAUGUAUGAUUUAUAUGCAGUGUAUAUUAGAGGAAUGUGUCACUUUGAAUCAGUUAGUCACAUAGGCUGCAUCUGAUAAGAAAUCACAAUCUAUGCCUUUGUGAUAUCUAAGUCACUGAUCACAUUUAUCGUUCACCUAUAAUAAAGCUCUGAUUAAUGUUGCUUCGCUUGCCUUUAAAUUUAGCUUGAGAGCUUCUUCAGUCUGCUCUCAGUGGUAGAAAUGGCCUUGAACUAGCGCUUGUCUACCUGACAUCCACCAAAUUAGGUUUUGUUUGCGCUCGUGUCUUAAGCAAAAAGACAAAAGUUGCCAAGUAUUUCAACAGAGGUGAAAAGUUUGAUGUUACCUUUUGGAAUCAAAUGAGUUAAAGGUAUGAGUUUUGAAGAUUUGUCUAUUGUAAAGAAAAAACAAAACAAAAAAAGAAAGCCAAUGACUGAUAUCCACAAAGCACCUUGUUAGAGCAUAAACAAAGCCUUUUUGCAUUUUGUUAUUAAGAAGGGAAUCAAACAGCUGUUUGAAACAAUGUAUUGUUGGUCCUAAGAUGCGUAUGUAUAUAGCGCUAUGUGAUUGGUGCAGUUUUUAUGUGAAUGGAAAGCCGCUUGUCGUAUAUGCAUAACAAACUAGAAAGCCGAUACAGGACUCAAAUGGAUCCUGUCUCUGAUGACAGUUAACAGUGUGCUGUGUUGGCCAAAGUAUUAUCAAUGAAAGAUUUUGGAAAAGAAAGAAUGAAUAAAACACUUUAAAAGCC